AUGUCGAGUCCACCGGAGGAAUCCGAUGAGUGGAAGGCCCAGGACAAAGGGCCGACCAUUAUUGUCGUUUGCUGGAUUGUCACGGCCAUCAGCACCUGUUUCGUUCUCGGCCGAGUCUAUGUAAGGGGGAAGAUCAUGAGGAAGUUCCACAGCGAUGACUGGUUCAUCAUCCUAGGGCUGUUUUGUGGUUACAUCUCGACGGCUCUGUCCACGAUCGCAGUAUCCUACGGCAAUGGGAAACACAUGAAGCUUCUCUCGGACGAGCAGAAGCAAGGCGCCAUCUUAUGGACAACAGCCGCCUUCUGCCCUGGCAUCAUGUCUUUUGGCCUCCCCAAACUGGCCGUGAUCUCUCUCCUGACGCGGCUCAUGAAUCCAGGGAGGUAUCAUAAGUGGUUCUUGUGGUGGAUGGGAAUCUGGUGCCAGUUGACGCUCUUUGUGACAGCAGGACUUCUCCUUGGGCGCUGCACGCCAGCCAGGUCACUUUGGGACUUUUCUGUCACGGGCGAAUGCUUCAGUAAACAGAUUUUAGUCGCGUAUUGCAUCUACGCGGGCGCAUUCUCAGCGUUUGUUGAUGUUUACCUGGCUGUGUAUCCGGCAAUAGUGCUCUUCGGUCUCCAAAUGUCCACCAAGAAGAAAGUCGCUCUGUCAUGCGCCCUUGGUAUUGGUUCAGUUUCUGGUGUUGUUGCUGUUUACAAAACAACUCGCAUCCCGUCUCUCGCAAGCGAUGACUUCUCUUAUGAUACCUCUGAUCUGGUUAUUUGGACAGUUGUCGAGGGCAGCACCAUCAUCAUCGCGAGCUCCAUACCUGUUAUGCAGCCACUCCUCGAGCUCAUCCUGCGACGCAACCCCUUCAGUUCCGGGAAGGGAUCCAAGCAGACACCGCAGUAUUACGAGCAAUACGGCUCUCAGAGCAAAUCAAAAUCGCGCGGCGGCGGCAUCGAGCUCGGCCAACGCAAGCCCAAGUCCAAGCCCAAGGACGACCUCGGCCUUACCAUAAUCGAGAGCGACGACAGUCAAGAGAACAUACUAUCCCCAACAACCGGUACAAACAACCAAACCUCCACAUCAUCGGGUGCCCCGACCCUCACAAACAACAGCGACUCUAGCCAGCAUGCUGCGGAUGGGAAAAUCAUCCGGACCGAUUGCGUGAGCAUUUCCUAUGAGGAGAGGGGACAUACGCAAGAGACAUCUGCUUCGAGCAGGUGGAGGGCCAUUUGA
Molecule: messenger RNA, 1218 nt
Organism: Colletotrichum siamense
Lineage: Eukaryota; Fungi; Ascomycota; Sordariomycetes; Glomerellales; Glomerellaceae
Exons: 6
Coding region: 1-1218 (405 amino acids)
Source: RefSeq, a predicted model, not a curated record